Rhopilema esculentum is the source of this 2010-nucleotide messenger RNA. RefSeq names its product stromelysin-2. Gene Ontology annotation, molecular function: metalloendopeptidase activity; zinc ion binding. Gene Ontology annotation, biological process: extracellular matrix organization; collagen catabolic process; proteolysis. The record is from RefSeq and is a predicted model, not a curated record. NCBI's taxonomy places the organism in Eukaryota, Metazoa, Cnidaria, Scyphozoa, Rhizostomeae, Rhizostomatidae. Gene Ontology annotation, cellular component: extracellular matrix.
CCAGAGGUUAUCAUUUUGGAAUUGGUCUACAGUACCCUGCCUGACAAAGCUGCACUAGGCUUGGGAGAAGAAACAGCAUCAGCAUUAUGGGGAUCGCUAAAUUGGUCUUCUUGUUGCUAUUGGGCGUUUCUGCCAUGGAGGUUUUUGGAAAACCGAUGCAAAGUGGUAAAACCAGUGCAGUAGUGCAAAAAGGAGGGGCAACCCAAAGAGUUUUGUGUGGAAAUCAGAAAGCUGCAGCCCAGGACAAGAAGAGGAAGCGACGGUUCAUUACACGAGGGAUAAGAUGGGAAAAAAAGACAAUUACCUGGAGUUUAAAAAAUUUCACGCCGCAUCUGAAUCCUUUAAUAACAUUGAUAUUGACACGAAGAGCUUUCAAUGAAUGGGAGAAAUACUCUGCCUUGACUUUCAAAGAGGUCAGUACAGGAAACGCAGACAUUGAGAUUUCAUUUGAGCCAAAAAAGCAUUUUCUGUAUGGCAGUCUCUACUGUGACAUGGAGUUUGAUGGUCCAGGAGGAACUGUUGGUCAUGCAUUCUACCCAAUAAAACAUGCAGUUUACGGAGGUAACAUUCAUCUUGAUGUCGACGAGAAAUUUUCUGCUGAUGGCCGAUCAGGUUUCAACUUCGGAUCUACGAUUAUGCAUGAAAUUGGCCACAGUCUAGGGCUUUUGCAUUCAAACCACUAUUAUUCCAUAAUGCAUCCUGAAUAUGCAAUGAAAGCAGAAGGCGACUAUAUACCAUUGACGGUAGAUGACAUCGAAGGAAUUCAGAGUAUUUAUGGCCCACCUGAUUUGAAAGAAAAAAGCAAACAGGAAGAUGAAAUCAUGAAUACGGUUGAAGAGGAGUCACAGCCAAGCCAAGAGAAGACACAAAGUAUGUCAAAAUCAGUCGCACAAACUACCUCUACAACCGUCCCGUCACAGGAUAAACCGAAUAAUGCCGUUACCGAAAAUGAAAGUAAAAGUUCAACAGAUCCCAUCAGCAGAAAGCCGGUUGAAUUUAAAAAGAUAAUUGACGGAAAGAAAAACAAAGAGAAGACUGUGACAAACACUGGAAUCUCAGUGGUUGAUAGCCGGCCUGCGAAAGCACAGAAACAUGAAGCCUGGCAAAGUCAUUCCCAUAACGACAGUGAACAUACCGAUUUGGAGUCUUCUAGUUUAGAUAGAAGUGCAAAAUGCCCACGCACCGUUGAUGCCAUGUUUGUUUCAAAAUUCGACAAACAAACAUACAUAUUCAGUGGAAAAUACAUGUACUCCAUUGGAAACUGGCUUGGGUAUGAAGGAAAAAAUGUCUACACAAGGAACAGAUUCAUCUUCGAAACCAUUGAUGCUGUGUAUAGAACCAUCAAAGAAGGAAAACUCAUUUUAUUCUCUAACAGAUUAUAUGCUGUAUACAAAGAUGAUCUAGUUCUUGAGCGAUAUGGCGCCAUUUACGAACUUGGAUUUCCAUACUCGAUAAAUAAAGUUGAUGCAGCCCUCACAUUCGGUUAUUACAGAAACACGUACUUUUUUACUGGAGAUACCUAUUGGAGAUACAACGAGGGCACCAAGAAGAUGGAUCCUGGUUACCCCAAGAAGAUCAGAUCCGCAUGGAAAGGCGUUCCAUCUUAUGUUGAUGCUGCCAUCACGUGGAAGAAUGGAAUGACGUAUUUUUUCAAAGACAAGCAAUAUUAUCGCGUCGACUAUUAUUCAGUGGCUGUCGAGCCUGGUUACCCAAAAUCGAUAGAAAAGAUUUGGACAGAAUGCCCAUCAUUUGAACGAAAAAGACUCUUGAGAGCUGGCCCUGGGCACUGACAGGCACAUGAGGAAAAUCCAUGAUUUUCACUAAACACCCUGUACUACGACACAAAAUGAAAUGUACCUUGUAUGCAAAUUAUAUAGUUAGAUUGCAAACUAUAGUCGCUAGGAAAUCUGUAAGAAUAUUUUACAAUUUCAUUUUUUUACGUUUCUAUAUUACAGCUAAUUGAAACAAUCAAUCUUGAUCAAGACGAAUCAUUUUAGAUGAGAAAAUAGA